AUGGGGAAGACAGACAGGCGCGCCAAGCUGGCCGAGCUGAAGGCUCUCCGGCAGGCGGGCAAGAAGGCUUUCGAUAACUACCAAGUCGACGAUAUCAACGAACUUUACGAAGAGGUCGAUGAAACGCAGUACAAGAAAAUCGUACGUGAUCGUCUCAACGAAGAUGACUUUGUCGUAGACGACAACGGCGAGGGCUAUGCCGACGACGGCCGCGAAGAAUGGGAUCGUGUGCAGCAGUACCACUACGCUUCUGACAGCGAGGAAGAUGGGUCCGGCGCCAGGGGAAGGCCAACAAAAGCUUCCAAGAAGAAACAAGCCGACGACGCAGCCAGGCGGGAGGCGAAUGAUCGAGACAUCAGUACAUACUUCACCAGUGGUGCCGGCAAGACGCAAGCGAAACCAAAGGAAGACGACGACUUCCUCGCAGAUCUCCUCGGUGAGGUCGACACCAAUGUUCCCGCUCCAGUGCCCCGUUCCACGAAACGUCACCGAUCACCCGAUCGCCAACAACGGAGAGUUCGAGUCGCUUCUCCCCCGUCACAUGAGCGGUCCCAACCGUUGGCGAAACGAAGUAAGAUUCGGGAUGAUCGACCAUCGUCUCCUCCUGCUGCGGACGAUAUACUCGUGGACGACAAUUCUGUUCCCACCAUGGACGACGACGAACUGCCGACCCAAUUCCCCAUGAGCGACCCUGCACCCUCCUCGCCGGCAGCCAAAGUCGCAGAGCGCAAGGCUCAGAUUAAGAAAGAGCCCGACGAUGACGAUGACGACAUGAUGGAGGUCGCUCAUGCCGGCACCGUUACUGCUGCCAGUGUCAAUAUUGCCGGGUCCAGACCACCCAAGAAGUUGAUCAAGCCCGAGCCCUACCCAGCACCCAUCACGUCAUCACCUGUCAAGCAAGAAUCAGCUAUUGACCCAUCCGCGUGGAACGACAUUACAAAUAACCUCAAUAUCGUCAGUAACUCGGUCUCGGAAGUCAAGAGCAUCCGCAAGAUCGACUACAAGGACGCCAUCGAAGAAGAUGGUAGCCUGAACAUGUUUUGGACAGACUACACCGAAGUCAGUGGCAGCUUGUGUCUCUUCGGCAAAGUCCUGAACAAGAAGACUGGCCAGCAUGUCAGCUGUUUCGUCAAAAUCGACAACAUUUUGCGCAAGCUCUUCUUCCUACCCCGCGAGACUCGCGUGCAGGGUGGUAUCGAUACGUGCGACGAGGUUGGCAUGGUGGACGUGUACAGUGAAGUGGACGCCCUCAUGACCAAGAUGAAAAUUGGCAAGUACAAGACCAAGUCAUUGCAACCGAAACUCGAAGGCGUGGAUUACAGCGUUCUGCUCAACCGGAUUCACGAGAAGAAGACACCGCAGUGGUCUCGUCUCGGUCGCCUGCGACGAACUGUAUGGCCUUCUUCCAUUGGAAAGACUGGUGGAAACGUUUUCGCCGAGAGGCAAGUCAUGUCAGGACGCCUUCUUUGCGACUUGGCCAACGAUGCCGGCAAAUCUGCCAUGUACAAGUGUCAGUCGUGGAGCUUGACGGAAAUGUGCAGUCUGUAUCUCUCGGGAAACAACCAUCGCCGAGAGCUCGACAAUGAUGCCGCGCUCAAGACCUGGGCUUCCCACUCGAAGGAAGGAUUUAUGGACUACGUCACCCAUAUCGAGGCGGACACGUACUUCAUUGCGGCCCUGGCCUUACAAGUUCAGCUGCUGCCGCUGACCAAGGUCCUCACGAACUUGGCUGGUAACUCCUGGGCCAGGACACUGACCGGAACUCGUGCUGAGCGAAACGAAUACAUUUUGCUCCAUGAAUUUCAUCGAAACAAGUAUAUUUGCCCCGACAAACAAGGCUUCCAGAGGGGCAAGGGCGCCAAGGAGGAUGAAGAGGGCGACAGCAAGAAGAAGGACAAGUUCAAGGGUGGCUUGGUGUUUGAUCCCGAAAAGGGUCUGUACGACAAGUUCGUCCUUGUCAUGGACUUCAACUCUCUAUACCCGUCCAUCAUUCAAGAGUUCAACAUUUGCUUCACCACUGUCGAUCGAACCGCAAAACUUGAGGAUGAGGAAGAAGUACCCGAGGUUCCCGUGGACCAAGAGCAAGGUAUCCUACCCAAGCUUAUUGCCACGCUCGUCAGCAGAAGAAAGCAAGUCAAGAGCCUCAUGAAGGAUAAGACUGCGACGCCCGAGCAGCUCGCUACUUGGGACAUCAAGCAGCUUGCCCUGAAGCUCACAGCCAAUUCCAUGUACGGCUGUUUGGGUUACACCAAGUCUCGAUUUUACGCCCGUCCCCUCGCCGUCUUGACAACGUACAAAGGUCGUGAGAUCCUCCGAAGCACUAAGGAACUGGCCGAGAGCAGAGCUCUCCAAGUCAUUUACGGCGACACGGAUUCCGUCAUGAUCAAUGCCAACGUCGAGAAUGUGGCGGAUGCUUUUAAAGUCGGCGCCGAGUUCAAAAAGGCUGUCAACGAGCGGUACAGGCUGCUUGAGAUUGACAUUGAUAAUGUCUUCCGACGCAUUCUGUUGCAAGCAAAGAAGAAGUAUGCUGCCAUCAACCUUGUCGAGAACAAUGGCAAGUACAUUGAGAAGAUGGAAGUGAAGGGUCUCGACAUGAAACGUCGCGAGUACUGUGGGCUAUCAAAGGAGAUUUCUGGGAAACUUCUUGACGAGAUCCUCUCUGGGGAGGACACAGAGCUUGGAAAGGGCCCGAAGGAGUACCGCAAUGGCGACACGAUGCCUCAGGUCCAGGUCGCGCUUCGUGACAUCGCUCGCGGCAAGAACGUUCGCAAGGGCGACGUUAUCAGCUACAUCAUCACAGGCGACGGGCAGAGCUCUGAGCCCGCGCCCAAGCGAGCGUACACGCCUUCUGAUGUACUCAAGCCCGAGUCGGGACUUGCACCAGAUGUCGAGUGGUACAUUGCGAAGCAAAUCUUCCCCCCCGUGGAGCGUCUCUGCGCCAACAUUGUCGGCACCUCGACGAUGCAACUGGCGGAGUGUCUGGGGCUGGACAUCAAGCGAUACGACACAUCGAGGAGACGUGACGACGGCGUAGAGAAGGAUAUGGAGGUUCAUCCUCUCGAGUCCCAGAUUCCAGACGAUGUUCGCUUUGCCGACUGCACCCGCCUCAGCCUUCGCUGCCGCACAUGCAAAAAGUCGUCUGUUUUCGAAGGCCUCUACAGCCAGCCAACACGAGUCUCUCCCGCUGGCGUCCUCUGCGACCACUGUGGCGCAACGAUCAGCCCCCUUUCGGUCGUCGCACAGGUAGAGCAUGCGAUCCGAGUCCAGACAGCCCGCUAUUACGAAGGCUGGCUUAUAUGCGACGACUCAUCGUGCGGCAUACGUACGCGCCAGAUGAACGUCUACGGCACGCGCUGUCUGGGUCCCAAGGGCCUCGCGCGAGACUGCCUAGGCCGUAUGCGUUAUGAGUACUCUGAGAAGGCAAUCUACAACCAGCUCGUUUACUUCACCAGUCUCUGGGAUGUCGACAAGGCACGCGACAAGGCCGUUGCGGCCGCCGCGCCAAGCUCAGAGGAGGCUCUAUCGCAGGCGGACCGGGAAAAUAUCUUGGCUCUAGCGGAGCACAACCGGGUGCGCUUCGGCACCGUCAAGGGUGUCGUUGAGAAAUAUCUCGACAAGUGCGGCAGACAAUGGGUGGCGAUGGACACAUUAUUCGCCAAGCUGGGGUUCAGCAAGGCUCUGGCGCCAGCUGCGUGAGAUAUCCACGUCAGCGGCUGAGGGGUGGAUUCCAGGUCACGAACGGGUAUGAUAAUUGACUGGUAAUGGCGCGGGUUCAGCUUUGGCUACUGUAU
Molecule: messenger RNA, 3791 nt
Organism: Verticillium alfalfae VaMs.102
Lineage: Eukaryota; Fungi; Ascomycota; Sordariomycetes; Glomerellales; Plectosphaerellaceae
Product: DNA polymerase alpha catalytic subunit
Exons: 6
Coding region: 1-3696 (1231 amino acids)
Biological process (GO): DNA replication; lagging strand elongation; leading strand elongation
Cellular component (GO): alpha DNA polymerase:primase complex
Molecular function (GO): chromatin binding; DNA-directed DNA polymerase activity; DNA replication origin binding
Source: RefSeq, a predicted model, not a curated record